Molecule: messenger RNA, 6090 nt
Organism: Cololabis saira (Pacific saury)
Lineage: Eukaryota; Metazoa; Chordata; Actinopteri; Beloniformes; Belonidae
Product: protein NLRC3-like
Exons: 8
Coding region: 80-2671 (863 amino acids)
Molecular function (GO): protein binding
Source: RefSeq, a predicted model, not a curated record
UGAUUUCAGCAGAUGAAGCUGCGACGCAGUUGGAGCAGCUGAUUCAAAGGUGGUGAGUGUUCCUGGUUCAUGUCUCUGAAUGACUGAAGUCCAGAAGAUGGAUGAUUGUGUGGAGGAAGAGGAGGAGAGACCAGAGUCUCCAGGAUCCAUCAGUGUCUCUAUGAAGAGUGACCGGUCCAAAGAUGAACCUCCAAAAUUCAGUGAAGAACCUGGACCUUCAGACACAAAAAGCAAGAAAUUUCUGGACAUCCAGUCCUGGAUGUCCCAAUUGUUUGGACGCCGGUUCUUCAGACGGAGCUCAGACCAGUCGGCUUCAAAAAAUCUGGGAUCCAGAGCAAGUUCUCCACAAGCAGAUGCUGGUCUGCAGCAGGUCCUAGAUGAACAUAAGACCAGUCUGAGGAGCAGAUGUGAACAUGUGACUGAAGGAACUGAUGAACCAGGAAGUAGAACCCUCCUCAACAGGAUCUACACGGAGCUCUUCAUCACAGAGGGACUGAGUGAAGAGGUUGAUACCCGACAUGAGGUGAGGCAGCUGGAGACAGCUUCCAGGAUGAAGAGCCUCCGUGACGCUCCAAUCAGGUGCCAGGACAUCUUUGAAGCCUUACCUGACCAACGUGGAGCCAUCAGAGUGGUUCUGACCAACGGCGUCGCUGGCGCUGGGAAAACCUUCUCGGUUCAGAAGUUCUCUCUGGACUGGGCCGAGGGCUCGGAGAACCAAGACGUCACCGUGGUGAUUCUGCUCUCGUUCAGGGAGCUGCACCUGAUCGGAGAUGAGCAGCUCAGUCUUCUCAGGCUGAUCCAGGUUUUCCAUCCAUCGUUCCAGAAGCUCACAGCAGAGCAGCUGGCUGCCGGGAAACCGUUGUUCAUCUUUGACGGCCUGGAUGAAAGCAGACGUUCCCUGGACUUCAACAACGGUCCGGUGGUGUCUGACGUCACACAGAGCUCAUCGGUCAACGUGCUGCUGACCAACCUCAUCCAGGGGAACCUGCUUCCCUCAGCUCUCAUCUGGAUCACUUCCAGACCUGCAGCAGCCAAUCAGAUCCCUCACAAACACGUGGACAGGCUGACAGAAGUACGAGGCUUCACCGACGGCCAGAAGGAGGAAUACUUCAGGAGGAGGUUCAGGGAUGAAGAGCGGUCCAGCAGCAUCGUCUCCCACAUGAAGACAUCCAGAACCCUCCACAUCAUGUGUCAACUCCCGGUCUUCUGCUGGAUCACUGCUACAGUUCUGGAGCACAUGUUGACCACAGAGCAGAGAGGAGAGCUGCCCAAGACCCUGACUGACAUGUUCUCCCACUUCCUGCUGGUCCAGACCAAGAGGAAGAGGAACAAGUACCAGGAGGGACGUGAGACGAGUCCACAGGAGCUGACGGAGGCUGACAGGGACCUUCUCCUGAAGCUGGGGAGGCUGGCGUUGGAACAUCUGGAGAAAGGAAACAUCAUGUUCUACCAAGAAGACCUGGAGCAGUGUGGUCUGGAUGUCCCAGAGGCCUCGGUGUACUCAGGAGUUUGUACCCAGAUCUUCAGGAGAGAGUGUGAGGUCUUCCAGAAACCCGUCUACUGCUUUGUUCAUCUGAGCAUCCAGGAGUUCCUGGCUGCAGUCUACGUGUUCCACUGUUGCUCCACCAGAAACACAGAUGUGCUGGAGAACUUCCUGGGAGGAAACUACAGACACUCACCUCUGGAUGACUUCCUGAAGAGAGUCAUGAAGAAAUCCCUGGAGAGUAAAAAUGGCCACCUGGACCUGUUUGUCCGCUUCCUUCAUGGUCUUUGUGUGGAGUCCAACCAGAGACUGUUAGGAGGUCUGCUGAACCAGACGGAGAACGAUCCAGAAACCAUCCAGAGAGUCAUCAACAACCUGAAGGAGAUGAACACUGACAGAAUCUCUCCUGACAGAAGCAUCAACAUGUUCCAGUGUCUGGUGGAGAUGAACGACCUCUCAGUUCAUCAGCAGAUCCAAGAGUUCCUGAAGUCAGAGAACAGAUCAGAGCAGGAACUCUCUGAGAUCCAGUGUUCAGCUCUGGCCUACAUGCUGCAGAUGUCAGAGGAGGUUCUGGAUGAGUUGGACCUGAAGAAGUACAAGACAACAACAAGGGGUGGAUGGAGACUGAUUCCAGCUGUGAGGAACUGCAGAAAGGCUCGAUUUGUUAAUUGUGAACUCUCAGACACUCACUGUGAAGUUGUUGCGUCCGCUCUGAAGUCCAACCCCUCCCAUCUGACACAACUGGACCUGAGUCAUAACUGGGACCUGGAGGAUUCAGGAGUGAAGGUUCUGUCUGGUGGACUGGAGAGUCCAAACUGUAGACUGGAGACUCUGAGGUUGGAGUGGUGUGAUCUGUCAGAGAUCAGCUGUUCUUCUCUGGUCUCAGCUCUGAAGUCCAACCCCUCCCAUCUGAAACUUCUGGACCUGAGCAGGAACGACCUGCAGGAUUUAGGAGUGAAACAUCUGAGUGGUUUUCUGGAGAGUCCAGACUGCAGACUGGAGACUCUGAGAUUGUGGCGCUGCGGUCUGUCAAAGAUCAGCUGUUCUUCUCUGGUCUCAGCUCUGAAGUCCAACCCCUCCCACCUGAAACAUCUGAACCUGAGUCACAACGACCUGCAGGCUGCAGAUGUGAAGCAGCUUUCUGAUCUGGUGGAGAGUCCACACUACCAGCUGCAGACUCUCAGGUGAUGAUGAUGAGAAUCCAGGACAGAUGAGUCGUGUCCUGAUCGUCCUCAGAGUUGAAGCAGAACCAGUUUGUGUGGACAGACUCUGACUGGACCGUAAUGAUGAAGAUGAUGAUGAAGGAGAUGUACAUAGUUUCUGUAUUACAGAGUUUUACAAACUUCUCAUAUAUUCAUUUAUUUCAUGUUAAGUCAAAAAGUCUUUAUUGUUAUUAUAUUAUUGUUAAAAAAAACUGUUCAUCAAAAUGUAGCCUUUAAUUUGAACUUGAGUUUCGUUCGACAUUGUUUCUCAAGCUCUUCGUCUAAAGUAGUACGGAGGAGGUUUCUACUACUAAUGUACUGACGGAUAAAUGUCUGCGCUGCCGCGGCGGAGCUGCUCAGCAAAUCAGCCGUCUCCUCCACCGAGUCACAUGACUCCCCCGGAGUUUUCUUUUUAAUUACAUGUUUCUGUUUCAUUCCAAGUUUUCCUUUUGUUGUUGUCGUGUUUUCAGCUCAUCAGGUUUUUAAAGUUUCUCUCCGCGUCACUGAUGAAGAGAGAGACUGAAGAGAUCUGUGGAAAUAACGUUUGUCAUUGAAAUACGAAACACAAAUGAACUUGACUUGGUCAACGAAUGUUCCUCAGUUUGUUCCAGUAAAUAUUGUAAAUGUUUUCUGGAUAUUACGAUGAUUGUUAACACUUCAAAGAAAGUCAAAAAUCUUCAGUAAAACUUGGAUCUUUUCUCUUGUUCAGUUUACUUUGGUUAAUAAGUGUUUGUCUGUGAUUAAUCUCAGUACCAGGAGCAGCACCGACCAUCCCAAGUAACUUUUUAUUCUCUUGUUCACCAUCAGCACAAAUCUGACUUUUAUUUCAUAAGAAAGAUCAUUUAUCACUCUCUUUCUUUUAUUUAUUGUAAUACUGACAUAUAUUACAAUCUCAUUUUAGCACAAAUUGCACAAAAUACUUGAAUAUGUGUCAGAUAUGAAGAAAGAUCCCAAAGGUUUAAGCCAACAUUGAUGAACUGAGUUGAGUUAAAACACAUCAGAAUCACCUUUAUUGGCCAAGUUUGAACUUUGCCCAACAAGGAAUUUGACUCCAGUUAUUUCACUCACUGUACCCAGAUUUAAAAAUAGCAAACAGUAAAUAAACAAAUGUGGCACUUAUUAACAUAUAUAUGUCAUGCUGAGUGUCAGGCUGUGUUUAAUCGUUUUAUUGUUUUGGAAUUUUAGUGUAACAUUUUAUUUGCAGCAUGUUUUGUCUAGUUAUUAUUGUUUGAAAUGUAACUUCUUCUGUUUUUGAGUUGGCAUGCAAUUACCUUUUUGUUUGAGUUGAUUAGACACAGCUGAACACAAUCAACUGAAUCCUGACAGACAGCUGCAGUGGCCAAUAAACCACUGCAGGCUGGCCCCCCUAGACCAAUGGUGAACGAGGGGAGGGUUUCCUUCCCCUUAUAUAUUCAAGGCAGACAUUCAAGCUGGGAGAUUGAACGGACGGACAGAGGCCCAUGAGGGACGAGAGUUGACGAACAAGAGUGGAUGGACUGACGUACAGAGGCCCAUGGGGGCCCAGGUGGUUGGGGAGCCCCCGGCGGACUCGGACCGGGGAUCCCUGUUGGCGUGGGCCAACAGGGAGGGGGCACUGGAGGACAGUGAGCCCAGAAAGACUGAGACUGUUCAUCUUUAACCUUUUUUAACCUUUUAUGGAUUGGCCAUUUUAGAAACAGUUCUAUUUUUAGUGACUCCCCCACCCCUGAUUUUAUAACCGUUUUGCACAAUAAAUGUUUGUUGCUGCACCCAGGUGCUUUUUGUUGUGGGUUACUAAGCGCUGCUCACCCUCGAAAGUAUUUAAUUGGGGACUUGAACCACCCCUGUGACAUAUACAAUUAAAAAACUGAAAGGUGCAGCAGUGUGAUGUAGAUAUGAUUAUUGGAAGGUGCAUUGUUACAGCAUAUGAUAGUGUUACUAUAAUUACUGUUAUUUUUAGGGCCCAAGCACUGACAGUGCGAAGGCCCUAUUGUAUCUGAAGGAUUUUUUUUCCCUCGUUUUUCUUCUGGCGAAAUGAGGGCCUUUUUCCCCCUAAACGUGCCCCAAAAGUCACCAAAUUUUGCACCAAGCCAGGCCUGGUGAAAAAUGUGAUAUUUCAUGGUUUGCAUUAAUGGGUGUGUCCUAAUGGCUCAACAGCGCCCCCUAGAAAACUUUGUGCCUCAAGCCCCACAAUACAGUUUGACGUACAUGCAAGAAAAUCGGUACACACCUGUAUCAUGUCACAACUUAAAGAAAAGUCUCUUGGCGCCAUGGCUGAAACCCAACAGGAAGUCGGUAAUUUAUGCCAUUCCUUUGGCCGUUAAUACGGCCCGAACCGUGACGUGCACCCAGGUGUGUUACACAUCAAGAUGCGCGUCUCAAUGCUGUGAUGAUGCGCAUUACUUUUCUCAGUCAAGAGCGUUACCGUGGCGAUGAUUAUCUUCAUGUGAUUGGUUGAUAUUUGAUAUUCCCUAUUUUCUGCCAUAACUUUUGAAUGGUUUGACUUAGAGAGUCAUGGUGGUGUCAUCGGACUCGGGUUUGAGUGCUUGACCUUCAUUGGUGAUAAUUACACAUGCGAGGGCCCGUUCAUCGCUGCUUGCAGCUUUAAUUUCAUUUGUUUCAGGACUGUACUUGUCUGACCUCUUUGAAAGGUUAAAACACACUCUGAUCAAACACUGGGGACGUCAUUACAUUCACCGAUUUAAUUGGGAGCGAAUGUUCUGGUUCGGUACCGGUAUUAGAAAUAAAAAGAUCAACACCAACCUGCUUGACUUUGUAUUAAGCCAUGCCAGAUUAGUGGUCAAACUCAGGAGAAACUCUGCUCAUUUUGAAGGGAGGAUGGUGGAUGUGUGGCUAAUAUUUUAAAUCUGUUUUGAAAAAGGAUUUAUUUCUGAUUCUGAAACAUGACCCGAAAUGAAAUGAAAAAAUGAGUUCAUUGAUAUGUUUGUUGAAGGGAAUACUUUAGUUGAAGUAACGGCAGGAAACAGGCUCAUGCUCCAUUUCUAAUUUUGCUUCGGGAUCUGUUAACAGUAUUAGAACCAACCUUUUUUUUCACUUUGGAAGUAUUUUAUAGUUUUUGCUUUGAACAUGACUGUGUGCAGAUGGAAAUUUAUUUGGAGAUUUGAAUGUUAUAUGGCUUGUUUUAUUUACAUUACUUUGAAAAGUAAGUGGUGGUGGUCGGAGGGGCCGUUUGGCGCGAUAUGGCAGCCACGCUUCCGUCAGUCUGCCCCAGGGCAGCUGUGGCUACAAAUUAUAGCUUACCACCACCAGUGAGGAUGUGUAUGAAUGAAUAAUGAUCUCUGUAAAGCGCUCUGGGUGCCUUGAAGGGCGCUAUAUAAAUCCAAGUCAUUAUUAUUAUUAUUAUUAAUGUCUUGAUUGUGACGGAGAUCAAAGAAUGGAAAGUUUUGUUUAAAAAGCGAUAAUGCA